AUGGCCCAGUACAGCUCGUCGCCAUCUCUGUCGUCACCACCUUCAGGUUCAAUAUCAGAUCCCGGCUCACCGUCCCACCUUAUUCAGGGACGCGCUAACAUAGCCAUGGGCGACGAAAUCGUUGUCGACACCGAGGCCAGGUUCCGCCUGGACUUGGGACAACCGUCAGCAGCUCAGGAUAAUGUGCCCCUGACAGCAGCUGGCGUUCCACGGAAGAAGCCCGGCCGUAAGCCCGGAGCGGCAGCGGCAGCAAAGAAGGCUGCUGCCGUCGAGGAUGGAUCGGCUGCUAGCACGGAUGCCCCCGCUAAGCAGCGGAGGCCGCGCAAGCCCAAGGACCCUAGCGCACCUCCUGCUCAGCGAAAACGGAAACAACCGCCUACCGAACUCGAAGGUGCUCCCGACAAGAGGAGCUCUUCCGUCGGUCUGGACUCUCGCCAGCCAAAGAUCACUGAUCUUACCAAUCUCCGCUUGGACCUUGAUUCGCCCUCACGGAGUCAACAGUCCGCUCCACCCCCAGCUCCGCCCAAGGCCCCGGCUCGCAGUUCCAUGCACAGUCUGCUCAACCACGAUGACCCGCCAUCGCCGCAGCACUCACCGCCGCCAGUUAGAAACAGUGGCCAGAGCUACGACCCCGUGCGGUCUUCCAACUACGAUCCCGUCAGAGAGACCAUGGUGGCUCGCGACCCCUGGGGCACCGGCUCUCUUGGCUCACCCCGCGCGCCCACCCAAAUUCAAAAUCGAGCCAGUGCAUCACCUUCAAUUACCAGCCUCAUCGAUCCAGUUCCUUCCUCCGCCGCGGCUGCGCCGCUAAGAUCCCCUUUGCUGCCGUCCAAGCACGUGUAUGGCAAUUAUCCCGAGUCGAUAUCGGCUCCCACUUCACCAUCGAACGAGAUGAAGGCACCAACCGUGCCCGCUCCAUCUGCUUCUAAGCCGACCCCUGCACCGACUGCUUCGCCAGAGGCGCCGGCCCCAGCAUUGAAGGCGUCCAAGAAGGAGUUGGUAGCUUCAGAGGUCACCAAGCCGGCUAAGAGACAGUCAACGGGUGGCAAGGCCAAAGAUGCCUCGUCAUCUGCCAAGGCAACGACAACCAAGUCAGCUAGAACAUCAUUGGCAAAGGCGACCCCCAAGGCUUCAUCGGCAAAAGCAUCGGCAGAAGUCUCUGAGAGCUGUGCCUCGGUUUCCUCACCAGAAGAGGCAGCCCCGCCAGCACCUACGUCUGCGCCGAGCAAGAAGGUCACGUCGGUAACUCUUCAAGAGCGCAAGCAACAGAAGGUUGCGAGUGCGACGUCGUCACCAAGAAUAUCUGCACCCGUCAAGAUGCCUCCGGUUCCAGAUUUCCCGGACGAAGACAGCGAGCGAUCGAUUCUUGAUUUUGGGAAAAUCAACCCUGCCGACAAGAAGGCGGCUCCGUCGAUUGUACUGUCCAUACCGUUGCGCGGGGAAUCGAACAAGUACGUCAACUUUAUGCGCAUGGCAGAGGACAAGUACGGCUGGGAUGCUCUCCACCCUCGCGAGGCCGCCCACCGCGACCGGAAGGCUCGCAUAGCUGCUGCCGCCUCUGCACUCGAGAAGAAUGUGUCUGGUCGUGAGACGGGAGACGAGGAGACGGACAAGGAAUCAGAUGGCGACAACAGCGACGCCGAGAACAAGGGCGGCAAUGGCGCCGCUAGCGCCGGAGAAGCUGGUGCUGACGCAGCUAGCGGAGCGGAUGGCGCGCCGAUGAAGAAGCAGCGCAGGAAACGCAACUGGAGGGAGGAUGAGUACGACAAGGAGGAUGAUUUUGUUGACGACUCGGAGAUGCUGUGGGAGGAGCAAGCCGCGGCUAGCAAAGACGGGUUCUUCGUCUACUCGGGCCCGCUCGUCCCUGAGGUGGAGAAACCAGCACCAGGAUCCGAGGGACCUGCUAAGCGCGGGCGUGGAGGCGGACGAGGCAGUCGGGGCGGUGGCCGUGGUGGCACAACGCGUGGCAGCACAACCACUGGAAGAGGCCGUGGUGGUGGUCCAGGCUCCCGAGGUGGUCAGAUUCGCAAGCCGCGCGCAACCAAAGCCGAAAAAGAGCAGGCAGAGCGAGAAAAGGCCGAGAAGCUGGCCCAAGACGGUUCGACUAAGACGGAAAACGGUUCUUUAGGCUAUGACCUCAACCCGGCAAGCACCAACCCACAGUUCUCGGGAAUGGUUAUUGACCUCUGA
Messenger RNA from Pyricularia pennisetigena, 2190 nucleotides. RefSeq lists its product as uncharacterized. The record is from RefSeq and is a predicted model, not a curated record. The transcript has 2 exons. The coding region runs from base 1 to 2190 and encodes 729 amino acids. NCBI's taxonomy places the organism in Eukaryota, Fungi, Ascomycota, Sordariomycetes, Magnaporthales, Pyriculariaceae.